Molecule: messenger RNA, 576 nt
Organism: Cryphonectria parasitica EP155
Lineage: Eukaryota; Fungi; Ascomycota; Sordariomycetes; Diaporthales; Cryphonectriaceae
Exons: 2
Coding region: 1-576 (191 amino acids)
Source: RefSeq, a predicted model, not a curated record
AUGGCACCCACCAACGAGGAGCUGAACCGCAUCGCCAAGCAGGCCGAGGUCGACCUCAACAGCUACCAGGCUAAGCAGGGACUCAACAAUUCCUCGGUAGAUGAUGCUGGCGUCGACACCGGCGUCGAGAACAAGUUUCCCGGCGCGGAGGUCAAGUACGGCUCUGAGCUGAGCACAAAUGCCAGUUACAACAAGCGUAUUCCACCAGAGGAGGGUGGUGAGCUGGACGACCGCGGAAGGCAAACUCGCGGCACCCACUUCGAGGGCACUGGCGGCCCCGAAUCCAAGUUCGAAGAGACCGGAGAAAACGACAACGACGUGGUGACGAGCAAGGCGCUCGGCAGAUCUGACGUUGUCGGCGCUGGUAAGGAGCGGAAGGGUAACGAUAUUUUGGAUCGGGGCGUGAGCGCAACCACCAACAACGUUGGCUCGAACCCACCUGGCCCUGGCGGCUCCAAGUUCAAGGGCGAGGAUUACUACAGGCCGGAGUCGGUACCUGAUAGUGUCUCGGCGGAGGGUUAUUUGGCGCCAGAAAGUGUGACACAGGCGUCCAAGGAGACAGAGUUAGGGUCGUAA